Penicillium verhagenii is the source of this 2892-nucleotide messenger RNA. RefSeq lists its product as uncharacterized. The transcript has 3 exons. Gene Ontology annotation, cellular component: nucleus; transcription repressor complex. Gene Ontology annotation, molecular function: protein binding. NCBI's taxonomy places the organism in Eukaryota, Fungi, Ascomycota, Eurotiomycetes, Eurotiales, Aspergillaceae. Gene Ontology annotation, biological process: negative regulation of transcription by RNA polymerase II. The coding region runs from base 1 to 2892 and encodes 963 amino acids. The record is from RefSeq and is a predicted model, not a curated record.
AUGGCAACUACUAUUUCCUACGGCGAAAAGAACUCUGGCUUGCAGGCAGGGGUAGUGCACGGGAAUGUCACGCUUGUACAAUCCGAAACGCUGGACCAAGCAUGCCUCCGCGAUUUACGUGCGACAAACCCUGUCGAUGAUAAAGAACGUAUCAAGGAUACCAAGGGCGGACUACUCGAAGACUCAUAUCGCUGGAUUCUAGACAACAAAGAAUUCAAACAAUGGCAAGACAGCGACAGCAAUCGCCUUCUCUGGAUCAGGGGUGAUCCUGGUAAAGGCAAGACGAUGCUCCUAUGUGGUGUCAUCGAAGAGUUGACGAGACUGUAUGGGGAUAAUGCGAGUAUCUCGUUCUUUUUCUGUCAGGCUACCGACAUGCGGAUCAACAGCGCUACGUCUGUCCUGAGGGGGUUGAUAUAUUUACUUGUUAAGAAUCAUCCAUCUCUUCUCCACCAUGUGCGAGCUCGGUACGACUAUGCAGGAAAGACUCUCUUUAAGGAUGUCAAUGCAUGGAAUGCACUGUCAACAAUCUUCAGGGACAUUCUAAACGACCCAACCCUGCAGAUGACUUAUUUGGUAAUUGAUGCUUUAGACGAGUGCACAAAUGGGCUCCGUUUCCUUCUCGACUUGAUUGUCCAGGAGUCAUCAACUCAUCCACAGAUAAAGUGGGUUGUUUCUAGCCGUAACUGGCCUGAAAUCACUGAGCGGCUUGAUAUUGCUACCCAGCUAGCUCCGAUCUCAUUAGAGCUGAACGAGGUGUCUGUGUCUGAAGCAGUGAACCAAUUUAUUCAGCAUAAAGUUGACGAAUUGGCAGAAGCGAAAAAAUACAGCGAAAAUACUCGCGAUGGCGUUCAAUCCUACCUAUUGUCAAACUCGCAAGGUACCUUCCUCUGGGUGGCCUUGGUGUGUCAGAAUCUUGAAAAGAUACGAAUAAAUGUACUCAAGAAGCUGAAAUUAUUUCCUCCUGGGUUGGAAGCUUUAUAUGGUCGAAUGAUUGGCCAGGUUCACGAAUCUGAAGAUCCUGAGCUCUGCAAGGAGAUACUGGCAAUUAUGUCAACAGUCAUUCGGCCUAUUACGCUACACGAACUGACUUCAUUUAUUGAACUACCGGACAACGACGACUACGAUGAUCAUGUUUAUCUUGAAGAGAUAAUCGCAAUCUGUGGAUCCUUUUUAACGUUACGGCAACAUACCAUUGUGUUUGUUCAUCAGUCUGCAAAGGAAUUUUUACUCAAGGAAGCACUCAGUGAGAUACUUCCUAGAGGUAUAGAGGCUGAACACGACAUGAUAUUUAGACGAUCUCUCGACGUUAUUUUCAAGACACUUAAACGUGAUAUCUGGAAUAUCAAAUUACCUGGACUGCACACGAAGGAUAUUUGCAAACCUAGCCCAAAUCCACUUGCAGCGGUGGAAUACUCAUGUGUCUACUGGAUGGACCAUCUUGAAGCUAGCCUGGUGAAUGAAGCUUGUGAGCUGGGAGUUUAUGACAGAGGUCGCGUGGAUACGUUUCUGCAGCAGAAACUCCUCCACUGGCUCGAAGCUCUUAGUAUUUUGGGAAGUGUUUCGGAUGGUAUCCAAGUGAUGCAAAAGCUCGAUAUUUUAAUUGAGGAUGAGAGACCAGACUGGGUCUUGAAACAUCCCGUGGUAGAGGAAAACUGGAGUCUUUGUCUUCAAACUCUUGAGGGGCACAGUAGUUGCGUCAUGUCAAUUGCCUGGUCGCCAGAUGGAAGCCGACUCGCGUCAGGGUCUCUUGAUCAGACAGUCAGGAUCUGGGAUCCGGCUACCGGCCAGAGCAUAUCAACCCUUGAGGGGCAUAGUGGUUUGGUCAGAUCGAUUUCCUGGUCGCCAGAUGGAAGCCGACUCGCAUCAGCGUCUCGUGAUAAGACAGUCAGGAUCUGGGAUCCCGCUACCGGCCAGAGCAUAUCAACCCUUGAGGGGCAUAGUGGUUUGGUCAGAUCGAUUUCCUGGUCGCCAGAUGGAAGCCGACUCGCAUCAGCGUCUCAUGAUGAGACAAUCAGGAUCUGGGAUCCGGCUACCGGCCAGAGCAUAUCAACCCUUGAGGGGCAUAGUGGUUUGGUCAGAUCGAUUUCCUGGUCGCCAGAUGGAAGCCGACUCGCGUCAGGGUCUCUUGAUCAGACAAUCAGGAUCUGGGAUCCGGCUACCGGCUGGAGUAUAUCAACCCUUGAAGGACAUAGUGGUUCGGUCGACUCAAUUGCCUGGUCGUCAGAUGGAAGCCGACUCGCAUCAGCGUCUUUUGAUAAGACAGUCAGGAUCUGGGAUCCAGCUACCGGCCAGAGCAUAUCAACCCUCGAGGGGCAUAGUGGUUUGGUCAGGUCGAUUUCCUGGUCGCCAGAUGGAAGCCGACUCGCAUCAGGGUCAAAUGAUGAGACUGUCAGGAUCUGGGAUCCGGCUACCGGCCAGAGCAUAUCAACCCUCGAGGGGCAUAGUGGUUCGGUCGACUCAAUUGCCUGGUCGUCAGAUGGAAGCCGACUCGCAUCAGCGUCUCGUGAUAAGACAGUCAGGAUCUGGGAUCCGGCUACCGGCCAGAGCGUGUCAAAUCUUCCUAUCGGCUUCAUCGACUCUCUUCAAUUCGACAACGAUGAUAUCAAUCUUCUGCACACAAAUGACGGCACAUAUGACAUAGGUUCAAAAGGUCCGAUGACGCAUGUGUCUAACGACUUCAUCUCGCCGCUAAAGCAGCAUGGAUACGGAUUAAGCCAGGAACAUUCCUGGAUAACCUAUAAUGGACUCAAGCUGUUGUGGUUGCCUUCAGAAUAUCGCCCAAACUAUCACGACACUUUCGCUAGAUAUGCAACCAGAUUGGCGAUCGGCUGCUCAUCAGGUCGUGUCAUAUUCCUUGUACUCUCAGAACGAAAUCCCUUUUCUAGCCUUUGA